AUGGAGGCAAACACAUUCUUGAGUAAUGACAUGAGGGGGUGGACUAUGAGCGUAAUCAGUGGAAUAGCAUGUGUCCUUGGUAGUUCCAUUAUCUGCAUCGAUCUAUUGCUUCAAUAUUUCCCCAGCAAGAAGAACUUCCGGAUACAGGAUAACAAUGCUUUCCUAGCUGCAUCUUUGAGCUUAAGUUUUGGUGUAAUGAUAUUCUCCUCAUUAUAUAGUAUGCUUCCAACGUCGAAGAAAUAUCUGGUUCAGGGUGGUUAUACAGCACAUGCCGCUGCAUGGGUUCUCUUGGCUUGUUUCGCCGCAGGAUUUAUUGGCAUACAAAUUGUUUCAAGGCUCAUGCACCAAUUUAUCCCAUCACAUGUCUCACACUGUGAUCAUUCUCAUAAUAUCGACACCGCACAUCAUGAUCACACCCAAAUCGACGGUAUUGAUGGCCCCCAUGAACACAGCCACAGCCGUACACACUCAAUGACGAGUUCUCAUGCAGCAUUACAUCAAGGGGCGUGUGUCUCGGAAGUUUCGCCACUACUUCUGCGAAGGUCAGGAGAGAUUGGGAAGCCUCUAUCCAAGGGUCUUGAACCGACAAACACAGAUUCUCAGCCAAGCAAUCGCCGCCAAUCUGAAACUAGUGGUAAACGACCAUCCUUGACACAAGUUCAAGCCAGGGUUAUGUCUUUUGUAAAAGAUAGAAAGGCCAAUUGUGACGAGAGUGGACCAUGUUUUGGAUAUUCCGAGCUUUGUGGACGAGAAUGCUCAAGAACUCCCAUAAAUGUAAGGCCUCUUUAUUUGACUCGAACCUCAACAGGUACCCUAUCAACUCUGUCACACCCUCUCAUCCUACCGGAUGAGGAUGAAGAUGUGACCCCGGGCAAUUCAGCAAGAUCAAACAAGGCUCCCUCUGAGACAGAAACGGCCAGUAAUAUCAACUUCGACAUUGAAUCUCAACAACAUCACCACCAUGUUCCUGAAAAUGCCUUUAUGGAUAUUGGUCUCCAAACAAGUAUAGCCAUUGGAUUGCAUAAGCUACCGGAAGGCUUUAUUACAUUUGCCACCAAUCAUGCAAACCCUGAAUUAGGAGUUUCCGUAUUCCUAGCUUUACUCGUCCAUAAUGUUACCGAGGGAUUCGCAAUGGCUCUACCAUUGUAUCUAGCACUUGGUAGUCGGCCUCGAGCUAUCCUUUGGAGUUCCCUCUUUGGUGGCGUCUCGCAACCAGCAGGAGCCGCAAUCGCAGCUGCAUGGUUCUCGAUUGCUGGACGAGAAGGUCACACGCCUAAUAUUGUAGUUUAUGGAUGCAUGUUUGGUGUCACGGCAGGUAUUAUGGCAAGUGUCGCAUUGCAUCUUUUUGCGGAGUGUUUAGGCUUGAACCACAACAGGAGUUUGUGUAUUUCAUUUGCAUUUAUUGGCAUGGCCUUAAUGGGCAUGAGCAAUGCUCUUACCUCUGAUUGA
This is a messenger RNA of Sclerotinia borealis F-4128, 1449 nucleotides long. The record is from the annotation of a GenBank genome assembly. NCBI's taxonomy places the organism in Eukaryota, Fungi, Ascomycota, Leotiomycetes, Helotiales, Sclerotiniaceae.